CUCACCCCAGCACGCCUCAGCCCGCAUUCCGCCACCCACGCGACUGAUCGACCGACGACUUCCCCAUUCCCGCCCCGCAACCCGCAGGGCUCUGGGUUCGGAGGAACCGAGGGCGGGGGACCUCCGACCGGGCCGGGCGACAUGUUGGGCGACCUCCUCUCCAGGAUCCUCCUGCUCCUGUUCGGCUACGCCAUGCCGGCGUUCGAGUGCUUCAAGACGGUCGAGGCGCGCCCCAACGACGCCCGCAUGCUGCGCUUCUGGUGCCAGUACUGGAUUAUCGUGGCCAUGGUGAUAGCUGUUGAGAGCGUGAUCUCUUGGAUGCCAAUGUAUUCAGAAAUGAAGCUAGCUUUCUUUGUGUACCUGUGGUACCCCAAAACUAAGGGAAGUGACGUUGUAUAUGACACCUUUCUUCGCCCCAUAGUUAUGCAAUAUGAACCGAACAUCGAGCAGAGAUUGUUCCAUCUAAGGGCAAAAUCUGGGCAGUUAAUUUCCUUCUACAUGAAGAAUUUUGCGGAUAAAGGAACAGCCUUCUUCAUGGAUGUCCUCCGUUAUGUCGUAUCUGAGAAACCUGAAGGAUCCAAUGCAGAGCAAAGGAGCAAGAAGUCCGGCUGGAGCCCCUUCGCGACCAAGCGCCGACCACCAUCUCCGCCGCCGGAGCCCCUCUUCGACAGCAACCCGGACGCCGCGGUGCUAGCCGAGGCCCUGCGUGGCGCCAUCGGUGCAAAGCCCCGGCGUGCGCCCAACGACAAGCAUUACUAGAGGGAAUUAUUAAGAGCGAUUUUAGGGAUGAUUGUUUGUACAUAGAAUGAAUGAACGAAUCAAUCAAAGGCAGAGGGGGGAAAAGAGUUAGUACAUAGCAAAAUCCAGCAAUACAUUCACCAUUGUGAAGAACGGAUGGAUGGAUUUGUACCUAGUACGGUUCAAGUAAAUCUGAUAUGAUGGAAAUGGUUAGUUUUUAUUGCGUCG
Messenger RNA from Zea mays, 966 nucleotides. RefSeq lists its product as uncharacterized. The transcript has 6 exons. NCBI's taxonomy places the organism in Eukaryota, Viridiplantae, Streptophyta, Magnoliopsida, Poales, Poaceae. The record is from RefSeq and is marked predicted. Bases 142 to 759 code for a protein of 205 amino acids.